Molecule: messenger RNA, 2421 nt
Organism: Oppiella nova
Lineage: Eukaryota; Metazoa; Arthropoda; Arachnida; Sarcoptiformes; Oppiidae
Source: the annotation of a GenBank genome assembly
AUAGCAUGUGGUGAGUGGUGUCGCCUGUGUUGAGGUGCGAGUGAACGGCUGUGUUGUGAAUGUUUUGAUGAAUAGACAACACAUGACAUAAUAAACAUCAUUGCGAUUGCAUUGGACUUAUGGCCGCAAACACUCACUGCUUAAGACUCGACUCGACUUUGCUUUCAAAAGACUAAUGUGUGGACCCUUUGCUCACUCGUGAGUGACUCGCCUCAAGUAACCCAUGAUUAUAGCCACCAACUUGUCGGCCAUUGUCUGCUCGUGAGUGGUGUGGCUGUGGACGAGUGAUAAAAAGGUCAUUCAGUAGUGGUAAUGGAAAAAAUGGCGACCAAUAGUCCUCGUGGGGACAGAAGUCCGGUCCUCAAAGUGGGCCAACUCUGGCACACCAUCGAUGACAGCGAGACACUCAACGGCGAAGACACCGAAGAGGAAGACGACGUAAACAAUGAUAAUAAAGAAACGAUGAAAUUGAGACGAGAAGAUAUGUCUUUGUUUGGCUUAUGUCCGGCUUGGGAUCAGUUUUAUUUAGUGGUUUGCGAGUACUGUAAACAAGUGAUUAAACCGCAGGCUCUUCAGCGCCACAUUGAAUUACGGCAUUCAUAUCACGCGAAUAAUAACCACAUUUUCAAUCAAUUAAACAAAUCAUUAAAACUGCGAACCGAUAGUACAAACACGACCACAACAGCGACCACUCAGCCAUCGGUGACCACAUCAUCGCCGGACACCACCAGUGAUAGUAAGGAAGAGACGGAUGGCUUAGUGAACGGCAACACAAACACCGAUCACAUGAGUGCCGAAGACUUGGUGAACGAUUGUAUUAAUAUAAUAAUAGUGUUAUACAAUAAUUGUGUGAAUAGUAACGAAUUGAACGAUUAUCCCAUUAAAGCAAACUCUAAAUUAAUUAACUUAUUGUCGCCAAACGUGAGUACAACACACGAGCCCCUACUGCCAGAGACCCUACAGCCGCCCGGACCCGGACCCGGACCCGGGUAUGCAGUGGGACUCGUGAGUGCCGACAGACAUUCAGUGACUAUUAGUGUUCCGGAAAUUAGUUUAAAUAAUAAUCACAUUAUUGACAACAAAUUAGAUGUUAUGGUUGACUGUGACUCCGUUGUGACGCCCGUUGUCGUCGUGAAGCCGCCGCCGAAGAAGAAGUCGUACAAGAAGUCGGCGAACCCGAGGAAACUGCUUCCCUGUAAGGACCGGCUCUACGACCCCAACAAACACUGCGGUGUCUGUACGCAGGAGAUGGAGAAGCCGUGCACUCGGAGUCUGACCUGUAAGACGCAUUCGCUGACACUGAGGCGCGCAGUCCAGGGCCGGCUCAAGAACUUCGACGAACUCCUGUGCGAGCACCGGGAGGCCAAGGAGGCGGCGCUCAGGGCUCAAGGCAUCGAAAUAAAGCCCACGAAGAAAGCGAUUCAGAAACAACAGCAACAGUUGAAGGCUUCACAACAACUACAGCUCAAGGAAGAAGCCAAUCAUCUGAUGAGUGAUACGAACCAUUUGUCGGCCAUUUCGCGGCCGUUAGUGUUCAGUGAUUCGCAAGCAAUCGACUCCACGCUCACCACAAAUAUCAACUCCAAUAUCAACAGUUUGUUGACAUUUGUCUCAUCGCCGUUGAGCUCAUCGUUUGAGAAUCUAAUGUCUCGUAAAUCGCGUCAACCCUCACAACAAACUCAUCGCAAACUCACUCACAAUCAGACGGAAGUGGACGCCGACGGCUCGGUCUACAUGUGUUGCCACCCGAGACCGGCGGCCGUCUGUAACUACAGUAUGCGGACACUCGACGGCUCGCGGCUCCUGUCGCGCGGCCACGACCUGACCCUAUCGGCGUUGAGGGCGACCUUCAAUAGCCCUCUGUUUGUGUCAAAGUUAGCGAACAAUCAAAAGUGUGCGUCAAAUGUGUCCCAACUGUCUGUGAAGAGUCCAUCGCGUCAUCCAAACCAAUCUCUUGGUGUCACCAAAAAGCUCAGGACUUCUAUCGACGCCUCGUGUGAGUCGACGACCACCACAACGACCGACGAGUCGCCGGCGCUCGACCCCUACAGCUUCGCCGACGCCAUGACCACCACAAUCACCAAUAGUUCCCACAAUUAUACUUACGUUAAGCCAAAGACUAACAUAACGACUAAACACGUGACGAAUUCAUCGGCGACUAAGAAGCGCAAGAAAAGUGAUUUAAACAACAGUUGUACACAAAACUCAAGUCUUUUAAGUAAUGGACAACUCUUUCAUCCGUCGAUUACGAGCGCAAGUAAUCCCAAGAAGAAGAGUGCCGUCAAAAAGAACUCUCAAAACACUAGUAUUUCUGCGUUGAAUCCAAUAGUGAGCCAGGCAUUGGACCGCUUGUACUCAAUAGACCUCUCCUUUGCUGUUGUUUUCGUUGUUCAGUCAUCUGAAGUAAAACACGAGAAUUAG